GGCUGUGGCGUCCUCUUCUUCGCGCUGCACGCUGAGCUACACCCCGAUCUGCACACAGACGAUGGGAGUCAAGUGCGUAGGCAGCCCGCACGCUUCACCCAUCCCCGUUAGUGCGAGAUCGCCGGCAGAGCCAGCUCCUGCCCGCGCGCACGUCAACUGCGCCCCGGCGUGUUUGGACGCAAAGCCAGCCCGCAGACUGACAGCUCGCCGCACGAAAUGCUCCCGUGUUUUUGAAGCAAAAGCCUGUUUGAAUCCGACGCACCUGCGGACAGUCGGCCGAGCCACGCUACGGACAGCGGUGUAAAUUGUCGCUUUUUUUGGCGAACCUUCUUUUUUUUUGGAUGCAACCACACGCCCAUGCGACGGUUUCGGUGGAUGUUGCUGCCCUCAAUGUCCAGGUUCGGUUACAGUAAACGCGAAAGGUUUACGUAUUAGUAUGGAAAGGCUGUUUGGGGCGGAAGAAUAAAGCAGGGGCGCAAUACCUACAGAAUAGUUAAAUACCAGCACAUUAUUAUUAUUAUUAUUAUUAUUAUUAUUAUUAUUAUUAUUAUAAGGGAUGUUGACCUAUUGAAGGGAUAUGGAGCAGGAGUGGAUCUCCUCGUCGCCUCCGUUGACAGCAUUUUGCACCUUGUGUCCGCCGCCUGAUGGUUUCCGUCUUCCAUAGAGAAGUGGUGGACAUUUAAAACUCAAGCUCUCGCUGCGGGACUAUUAACUGGUGAUGUGCAACUAUCGCCAAUCAUCGGGAUAAUGGUAAUAGCUGACAUCCCCGCGGUAGCUCCGGCGAUCCAGACUGCUAUUUUUCAUCGAGGACUCGUCUUCAUCACAAAUGCAGCCGAGCAGAGGCGAUGAUCCAGGCCGCUGCGCAGAGACGGAGGCGGGUUUGUUGUAGUCAGACUAAGCUGGAUGGGGAACAUGGUGCCACUUUGCAGCUCCGUAUUGAAUAUACCUGCCGCCCCGCCGUCGGCGCGUUUCCGUAAUUCGCCAGCCGCCUUCAAACGGACGGAGUUGUGUUGAUGCAGGCUGUUCGGGGACGCUGAACCGGCUCGCUUGGGCCCAUGUAGGAUUUAGCCUGGAUCUCGGCUAUCUUCGAAGAUCACAUAGCGGAGAAAUCAGCCCGUGUUCGUGGAGAUGGCUGGCGGCGGAGGCGCGUGCACGCUGGCGUGGAUGAGAAAUAAUGAGGAAUCUCGCUCAGAGGAUUUUACUCAGCUCCAACACAGGAUUGACUUUUCAUUGGAAGACUUAGUAGUUCAUAUUCCACAGUAAAAUUAAUCUCAAUCUCAGACUCUUUAAACAUUUCAACUCAUGAAGGCAUAAUGAGACGUUGUCUUAAUUGUGUAGCUUUAUCUAUAAUGGCUGCAGUAGGUUGUAACUGGGUGGAGGGGGUUUCACACACAUGCAGCAUGUAACUGCUUUAUCAACCUUUCACAGCAGCUAACAGACCAGUGAGAGGAGUAAUGUCUGGAUCAACCAUCUGACCAGGAACCUGUCAGACUGAACGCAUUUUCUGAAGGAUGGCACCUUUUAGACUGUCACAUGAGCGUGUGGCAGCUUUUUUAAAAGUCACCUCUGUGGAAACAGCACGUUAGCAUUUCAGGGAGGGCGGUUGUGAUCACUCGCUCAUUGUUUGACCCGAUGUACAUUGUCCCUGAAUGAACUCACCUCUGGGAAUACAUGCUCCUUCCGCACGGCGUGGCGACGGCCCAGCAGCUACCGGCGACAGGCACAGUUUCAACAGAGACACGCGGGGAUGGGGGAGAGCGGCGGCGGCUCUGUGACCCUAUGAAGGCCUCUCCCCCCUGCUGGCGGCCGAGGACACCCUGUUUUAGUCGAUGGGCCCUGUGUGGAUUCUGUGCCUGAGUUGACAGAGGGCAGGCCUUACAGUGUCCAACAGCAGCCGGGCCGUCAUGAACCCAUACGGCAGAGCGAGCAGCGCCGCAGCCCCCCUGUCCUGCACCAGCUGCGGGGGCUGCUGCUCCCCGCCUCCCCCCUGCCUCAUUCCGCCCGGGCACUCCUUCUCUACUACCUCCUCCUCCUCCUCCUCCAUGCCCCCAAAUAUGACCCCUCCGCCCCCCAUGUGUCCAGCUCCGGCGCUCCAGGUGGAGAACGGCAGCAGCUGGAACUCCUCCACCAGCUCCCCGGACUCCCACCACGGCCGCUGCUGUGGAGCCAGCAACACCAACCCCUACUGGACGGCCGUGUUCGACUACGAGGCCACGGCGGAUGAGGAGUUAACCCUACGGCGCGGGGACCUCCUUGAGGUGCUGUCCAAAGACUCCAAAGUGUCUGGGGACGAGGGUUGGUGGACGGGCAAAAUCCAGGACAAGGUGGGCAUCUUCCCGAGCAACUACGUGACUCGAGGGGAUGCGGCCGCCUACAAGCAGCUGGCGGCGGGGGGGCUGGUGGCAGGCGGGAUCGGUGAGUGCCCCUUGGAGGUAGACUUCUCUGAACUGCACCUGGAGGAGGUUAUAGGAGCUGGUGGAUUUGGGAAAGUGUACAAGGGAAUGUGGCGGGGAGAGGAGGUCGCGGUGAAGGCCGCCAGGCAGGACCCCGACGAGGAUAUUAGCGUCACAGCGGAGAGCGUGCGGCAGGAGGCCAGGCUGUUCUGGAUGCUCCGGCACCCCAACAUAAUAGCGCUACGAGGAGUCUGCCUGCGGGAGCCCAACCUGUGCUUGGUGAUGGAGUACGCGAGGGGGGGGGCUCUGAAUCGGGCCUUGGCUGGGAAGAAGGUUCCCCCCAGGGUUCUUGUGAACUGGGCGGUCCAGGUCGCCACAGGGAUGGACUACCUCCACAACCAGGCGUUUGUACCGAUCAUCCACAGAGACCUCAAGUCCAGCAAUAUCCUCAUCCUGGAGCCGGUGGCGCGGGACGACCUGAGCGGGAAGACGCUGAAGAUCACGGACUUCGGCCUGGCCCGGGAGUGGCACCAGACCACCAAGAUGAGCGCGGCGGGCACCUACGCCUGGAUGGCGCCCGAGGUCAUCAAGCUCUCGCUCUUCUCCAAGAGCAGCGACGUGUGGAGCUUCGGCGUGCUGCUGUGGGAGCUGCUGACGGGGGAGGUCCCCUACCGCGAGAUCGACGCCCUGGCCGUGGCCUACGGCGUCGCCAUGAACAAGCUGACGCUGCCCGUCCCGUCGACCUGCCCGGAGCCCUUCGCUCUGCUGCUGGGAGAGUGCUGGAGCCCCAACCCCCACAGCAGGCCCUCCUUCACCAGCAUCCUCAGGCGACUGCUGACCAUUGAGCAGUCGGCCAUGUUCCAGAUGCCUCUGGAGUCCUUCCACUCCUUACAGGAGGACUGGAGGCUGGAGAUCCAGCAGAUGUUUGACGAGCUCCGGGCCAAAGAGAAGGAGCUACGAUCGUGGGAGGAGGCGCUGGCCCAGGCGGCCGAGGAGCAGAGGGAGCAGGAGAAGCAGCUGCGGAGGCGGGAGCAGGAGCUGGCGGAGAGGGAGAUUGACAUCGUGGAGCGAGAGCUGAACAUCAUCAUACAUCAGAUGUACCAGGAGAAACCCAGCGUGAAGAAGAGGAAGGGCCACUUCAAGAAGAGCAGGCUGCUGAAGCUGGGCCGAGACAGCAACAGCAUCAGUCUGCCAUCUGGCUUCGAGCACAAGAUCACGGUGCAGGCGUCUCCCAGCGUGGACAAGAGGAAGAACCAGGGGAGUGAGAGCACCACCCCGCCCUCCAGCCCCGGGGUCAUCCCCCGACUGAGAGCCAUCCGACUGACGCCGAGCGACGGCAGUAAGACGUGGGGCCGCAGCGCCGUGUGUAAGAAGGAGGACCUGACGGCCAACAAGAAGAAAGGACGCACCUGGGGGCCCAGCUCCACCCACCAGAAGGAGCGGGCCGGCGGGGAGGACAAGCUGAAGUCACUGGGGGAGGGGAGCAAAGUGUGGUCGUCCAGCGCGCCCAACCUGGGCAAAUCUCCCAAACAUGCACCCAUGACCGCCGGCUUCUCCAGCUUGAAUGAAAUGGAGGAGUGCUGCGAGUCCGAGGAGUCGCCGGGGUCCCUGCUGCCGUCCGAGACCAGCAGCAACGGCGGCAUGGACGACUCGGGCCCCCUGUGGAGCAGCCUGGGCUCCGGCGCCGCGUCCGCCGCCGCCGGCACCGCGGCGCCGGGCGCCGGAGGCCUGGGCGCCGGCGUGAGCUCCCAGGACUCCCUGCGCCGCUGCAGCCAGCGCAAGAAGAGCGACACGCUGCUGCUGGGCUGCGCCGCGCUGCUCGCGUCCGUCGCCCUGGGGCAGGACCUGCUGCAGCUGGGGAGGCUACAGGUGCUCCAGGACGAGCAGGACCUCAGGGAGGAGCAGCGCAAGAAGAAGGAGGGUCUGUUCCAGCGGACGGGCCGGUUCCGCCGCAGCACCUCCCCCCCCAGCCGGAACCUCUCCCUCUCCCUCUCCCUCUCCCGGCACCACGACUCGACGCUCCCCUGCACGGACCCGUCCCCCUCCGUCACGCUCCUCUCGCUGUCCUCCCUCUCCGACUGCAACUCCACCAAGUCCCUGCUCCCCUCCGACCCCGACGAGUACCCGCUGACGCCGCCCGCGGGGGCCAAGGCGCCGGCGGCGCCCGCGGCUCCGGCCCUGAACCCGCUCCUGGACCUGCGGGCGGAGAGCUUCAAGAAGGAGCCCAACCAGUCGCUCACGCCCACCCACGUGUCCGCGGCCAUGGCCCUGAACCGGGGGCACAGGCGGACGCCUUCGGACGGCGCCAUCCGGCCGCGGGCGCAGACCCUGGGCCACCGCAGGACGCCGUCGGACGGGAGCAUGCCCAUGCCCCCCCCGCCGGGGGCCCCGCACGUCACGGCCCACAAAGGUGCGCCGGACACCCUGGACAUCCCCCGCCUCCCGGACCCGUCCACCAUCUUCCCGGUUCCUCAUCGGCGCAAAGCUCCGGCUCCGCCCAUCCCCGAGCCCGACGCCCACUGCCUCAUCAGCCCCCUGGAGCGACCCAAGACGCUGGAGUUCGCCCCGCGGCCGCGGCCCACGCCGGUCCGGAUGAGGCCCGACCCCUGGAAGCUGGGCUCGCUCUCCCGGACGCUGAGCUCCUCGCCGGGCAGCAGCUGCGACAGCCCGCUGGGCUCCGGGGACGGCAGCGCCGGCGCGGCCCGGCCCAACCUCAUGGACAUGGACGCGGAGGGCCAGAGCGCCGACCCCACGGUGCCCCUGUGUGGACAGCUGCAGGCGGCCGCCGUGUGCGGACAGCAGUACACGUAGCUGCAGACGCCUGGGCCCAACAGUUGGCAGAACCCCCCUGUCUUUAGGCACUUACUAGAAGCCAUGCCUCCCUGUGCCGCCUCCCGGUGGAUCUGGAGCCUGCGUGACACUGAGCGCCCUCAGGCUUCUUAUAGACCUUGUAGCGAGCUCACCUCACCCAGCACUUCCUCCUCGGAGGCCGUCUCUACCCACAUGACCAGGUUCCGUUGAGUCUCUCACCUUGGAAAGCCAUUCAAGAACUUAAAAGGCCACUUUUAGACUCUAAGUGUUCAUCUUAAUCCAUCUGCCUGUGCUUUUCGUCUAUCUGUACAGCUGCCCACGCACUCUUUUCCUGCUUUCCUCUCUGAGAACAGCAAACCCCCCCCAUUGCUCCUGUCUGCUUCUCCUGACAAACACAGGAGUCGGACCGGUUCACAUUCCGUGCCCUUGUUCUCAUUUUGCACGUCGUUUGUUCUGCCGAUGCGCAGGCACCUGCUUUGUGAGCUCCGCCUCCAUCUGCACACCUCACCCCUUCUGCGUGGGGGUCACGGCCCUCUCCCCCUCCAAGGCAGAGACAGGGAGCAGCCUUCUUCUCAACCGUCAUAUCAUCAGCCUUGUACAGCAGACGUUUACGUUCUCAUCCCUGCAGCGACCUGUUAGUAAAAAGGGUUUUUAUGUGUGUGUGUAUGAACCCAACUGGUUCAUAUCUGCGUGCUGGUGCUGUUUCAGUGCAUGUAUGUUUGAAUGCUUCACUCCAAAACCACACCACUAGUUGCGACACAUCUCUUUGUCUCUCGCGUGCUUCUUGAUGAAACCGUCUCCCGCUGGCAGUCGGCAGCGCCGCACGGAACGUGGGAGAUCUCAACCUCACGCUCUCCUCUCUGACCCGCUGUGUUGACCAUCAGUGGCACUUUAGAAGCCAUGUUGUGCGACUAGUUAGUCUCUCUGUGGACUAGAAGCAAAGCGUUCUAGUCACCACUGACAAAUCAACUUUUAUCUCUGGAGUCGUUUUUCAUACGAUGGACGUUUGGUCUGGGCUUCGGAUGGUAUUUACUUGACUGUGCAAAUUUCUCUGAUGACGUGAGCGUGUGAGUUCGAAGUGUGUGUGUGUGUGUGCGUGUGAGCCCACACUCAUUCUCCUUGCGUGGUUAAGAACACUGAGUAUUUAUUAAAUUUAUUGUUAUUGUUGGAAAGAAUUACUUAUUAUGACAUUGCUCUUCCUGGGAUAUCUGUAUAUAUUUGUUAAUAUAACAGGAAAAAAACCAAGGAGAACAGAGGAAACUGCUUCAAGAAACGUCCACGUGGUGAAUGAGAUAAACAAUAAAAAACAAAGAAAGCUA
This is a messenger RNA of Betta splendens (Siamese fighting fish), 6523 nucleotides long. RefSeq names its product mitogen-activated protein kinase kinase kinase 10 (gene map3k10). The transcript has 11 exons. The coding region runs from base 1905 to 5204 and encodes 1099 amino acids. Lineage: Eukaryota; Metazoa; Chordata; Actinopteri; Anabantiformes; Osphronemidae. Gene Ontology annotation, molecular function: protein binding; JUN kinase kinase kinase activity; ATP binding. The record is from RefSeq and is a predicted model, not a curated record. Gene Ontology annotation, biological process: protein phosphorylation; positive regulation of apoptotic process.